Molecule: messenger RNA, 556 nt
Organism: Anolis sagrei ordinatus
Lineage: Eukaryota; Metazoa; Chordata; Lepidosauria; Squamata; Anolidae
Source: RefSeq, a predicted model, not a curated record
AUGGCUCUAGGUCUCCGUUGUGGGCGCCAUUUAUCUCCUAAAAGGUUUGGUUUGAUUCCCCCAAAGGGCCCUGAGGGGGAUGGGUCUUUAAAGUGGGGAGGAGAUGAUGACGAGGACAUUGACCUGUUUGGAAGUGAUGAGGAGGAGGACCAGGAAGCAGCCCAAGUUAGGGAACAGCGACUAAGCAUAAAGCAGUAUACGGAGAUGAAAUCCAAGAAGCCAGGCCUGAUUGCCAAGUCCUCCAUUCUCUUGGAUGUCAAACCUUGGGAUGACGAGACAGACAUGACCAAGAUGGAAGAAUGUGUCUGAUCCAUUCAGAUGGAUGGCUUGGUCUGGGGAGCCUUCAAACUGGUCCCAGUGGGCUAUGGAAUCAAGAAGCUCCAGAUUCAGUGUGUGGUGGAGGACGACAAAGUGGGAACAGAUAUCUUAGAGGAAGAGAUCACCAAGUUCGAAAACUAUGUGCAGAGCGUUGACAUAGCUGCUUUCAACAAGAUCUAGCAGCAAACCUUCACACUUUUUAAAGUUAAUAAAAGGUCAAGAGUUGGAAGAGCAAAAA